Messenger RNA from Myotis brandtii (Brandt's bat), 1813 nucleotides. RefSeq names its product probable ATP-dependent RNA helicase DDX58. Gene Ontology annotation, molecular function: zinc ion binding; single-stranded RNA binding; double-stranded RNA binding. The record is from RefSeq and is a predicted model, not a curated record. NCBI's taxonomy places the organism in Eukaryota, Metazoa, Chordata, Mammalia, Chiroptera, Vespertilionidae. Gene Ontology annotation, cellular component: cytoplasm. The transcript is spliced from 9 exons. Bases 16 to 1443 code for a protein of 475 amino acids.
ACUAACUUUCCUUUGAUGGCUCUAGUUUUCAGGAAAGUGAAAUCACGGACCACCAACAGGUUUAAAUGCAUCAUCUCUGAGCUGAUGAAGGAGACAGAGAGUCUGGCAAAGAGCAUCUUUGGUGAACUCGGUACCAUAAGUCUCGAAAACUUAUCUCAGAUUCAAAACAGGAAUUUUGGAACACAGAAAUAUGAACAGUGGAUCGUUGCAGUUCAGAAAAAGUGCGCGGUGCUGCACCUGCCAGACAAAGACAAGGAGAGCAGGAUUUGUACAGCGCUGUUUUUGUACACUUCACAUCUGCGGAAAUUUAAUGAUGCCCUCCUUAUCAAUGAGCAUGCACGGACGAAAGAUGCUCUGGAUUACUUGAAAGACUUCUUCAGCAAUGUCCGCUCAGCAGGAUUUGAUGAGAUAGAGCAAGAUCUCACUCGCAGAUUUGAAGAAAAGUUGCAAGAACUAGAGAGCAUUUCUAUGGAUCCCAGCAACGAGAACCCUAAACUGAAGGACCUCUGCUUCAUCUUGCAAGAGGAGUACCACUUAAACCCAGAGACCAGAACCAUUCUCUUUGUGAAAACCAGAGCACUUGUGGAUGCUUUAAAGAAAUGGAUUGAGGAAAAUUCUAUACUCAGCUUUCUAAAACCUGACAUACUGACUGGACGUGGCAAAACAAGUCAGAACAUAGGAAUGACCCUCCCAGCACAGAAGUGUGUACUGGAUGCAUUCCGAGCCAGUGGCGAUAAGAAGAUUCUGAUCGCCACCUCAGUUGCUGAUGAAGGCAUCGACAUUGCGCAGUGCAAUCUGGUCAUCCUGUACGAGUACGUGGGCAAUGUCAUCAAAAUGAUCCAAACCAGAGGCAGAGGAAGAGCAAAAGGUAGCAAAUGCUUUCUUCUGACUAGUAAUGAUGAUGUAAUUGAAAAAGAAAAAAUAAACAUAUACAAAGAAAAAAUGAUGAAUGACUCCAUUCUAAGCCUCCAGGCAUGGGAUGAAACAGUAUUUAAAAAAAAGAUUCACCAGAUCCAGAUUCAUGAAAAAUUCAUCAGGGAUAGUCAAGGAAAAGCAGAACCUGCACUUGAUAAGAAAAAUAAAAAACUGCUCUGCAGAAAGUGCAAAGCCUUUGCUUGUCAUACAGCAGAUAUAAGAGUGAUAGAGGAAUGCCAUUACACUGUGGUUGGAGAUGCUUUCAAGGAGCGCUUCAUGACUAAGGCACACCCCAGACCAAAGAGUGUGGGGAUUUUUGAGAAGAAAGCAAAGGUAUUCUGUGCCAGACAGAACUGCAGCCAUGACUGGGGCAUCCAUGUGAAGUAUAAGACAUUUGAGAUCCCAAUCAUAAAAAUUGAAAGUUUUGUGGUGGAGGAUAUUGCAACUGGAGAGCAGAGACUGUAUGCAAAGUGGAGGGACUUUCAUUUUGAGAAGCUACCAUUUGAUCCUGCAGAAAUGUCCAAAUGACCUCAGGACCACAAGCUUCGACUACAGCGAAUGGGUGAUCGUGAGUGAAGAAGAAAUUAUCCCUAGUAGGCAGAUCGCUUGUACCACAUGAAGAUAUUUACCUAAGGCUUGUACUGUACUAAAUAUUUAUCACUUUACUCACCUUCUGUUCAUAGUUUUCAACAGUUUGUAUGAUAUCAUAUACAUAAAGCAUAUAGGAGUGAAUCAGACCCUCAAUGAUUCCUAGGCCAAUAGAGCUCUAAGUACUUGGGACAAAUUUUAAAGCCUCACCUUGUUCUCUUUCUAUUCUUCCCUUUGGAACCAACUGUCAGUGUAUACCCAGUAGCCACUCAGUAUGCAUUAGAAUAAAUAAAUGAAUGGAUGGAAUGUU